GGGGACUUAUGAACUUGCAGAUGCGCAUUUGGCUGCGUUGAUAGCUAUUGGGCUUGUAUAUAAACAUUAGAAAUAUUCAAUCUGUUCAUGAAUAUAGGUUAAUUUGAGAUGGCAUAGUUUAACUUCUGAACUUGAGUGUAUAUUUGGAUGUUUAACCCUAGGAUGCCUAACGUUGUACUUCUGAGUGAGGGCGUGCUAGGGAAGUUUAACACAAUCUUUCUUAUGUCUGCAGUGUUAGGCUCUUAAAAGCUAUAUGUUGGAUCUAUUUACAGGACGGAGUUCCUCAUGUCUUGCACUGCCGCGCAAUAUUUUAUCCAGGCAGAUUAUUAUACGGAUUGCCUUUUAAUUGGCGUGCACAUCCUAUUUCCAGUAUUGAUUGAAUUUUCCUAUGUUUUCAUAGUCGAUUUAUUAUUGAACUAUUAUCCCGUUUUCGCCCGCUUUGCAGAGCCAGACUAGUGUAAUGUUAGGUGCUUGUUACAGUAGCCUGCUCAUCUGCUAAUGCUAAACUUCUAGUGUGUAAGUGAAGGCCACGCGUAAAAAUACAGCAUGAGUCCUAGAAGGAAACAAGAUCUCACCAAUCUGGCUCAUAGAUUGCGACGGCAUGGCCACCACAGCUGAUGGCUGCAUACAGUUCACACGGCAUGCGGGAGACGUCCUCCUCAACCUCAACCGCCUCCGCAGCCGCAACAUCCUGACAGACGUCACCAUCCAGGUGGACGGACAGCGCUUCAGCACGCACAAGACCAUCCUGGUGGCAUGCAGUGGGCUCUUCUACUCUAUCUUCAUGGACCCUGAGAAGGCGGACCUCAGCGUGGUCACCUUGGACCACAAAGUGGACCCCACGGGCUUCUCCAUCCUGCUGGACUUCAUGUACACGUCCAGAAUCAACCUGAAUGAGGACCUAGUGGAGGCCACCAUGAGCACAGCCCUCUACCUCCAGAUGGAGCAUGUGGUGGACACCUGCCAGAGGUUCAUCGAGUCCAGUGUCUCCAGGAAACUGCGGAGUUCUCUGAAGCUGCAGUUUGACGGCGAGCUGGGCGGCUCUGGCGGUCUGUCGGCCGAGGAGGUCUGGGCACUGCGGCCCCUCGGCGAGACGGAGACCAACCUGCGCUCCAGCCACACGGUGUCCCCCCCGCAGGGCUCGGCCGCCGCCGCCUACGCCCCGAGCGUGGUCAGCGGCAUCAACACCUCGGGCUCGUACCACGUCUACGCCGCGCCGCCCCGCGCCGCCGCCGCCGCCGUCCUGGGCCGGCAGCAGCAGCAGGCGGAGGCGCGCCUCCUCAGCGGCCUCCCGAGGGAGGGGGUCUCGUCGUCCCAGACGCCCUGCCCCUCCUCGCCGCCCGGUGCCAACGUCCCCGUGGCCCCGCCCACGCCCAGCUCCACCCGCCACGGCGAGGCCAGCCUGAGGAGGAGCGCGGCGGUGGCCAAGGAGGAGCCCGGCGCGGUCCAGUGCCCGCUGGCGCCGCCCACUCCGGGCUUCGGGAAGGGCGUGAUCUGCAGCCCGCAGAGCCCGCUGCGCUCCGACGGCCACCCCAACUCCCCCACCGAGUCCAGCAGCAGCAGGAACGCCAGCCUCGGCCUCAAGAGGCCCUCGGCGGGCGGGGAGGACACCGCCGCCGCCGCCGCCGCCACCAAGGCCCGCAACUGGAAGAAGUACCGCUUCAUCGUCAUGAACCAGGCGGCCGACGGCGGCGAGCGCGGGGCCGAGGGCUCCGGCGGCGGCGGCGGGGAGUUCUUCGGGACGUCGUCGAGCCACUACCAGAGCGGGCCGUCGGACACCAGCGGCGAGGGGCCGGCCGGAGAGGCGGGGCCAGAUGACCGGGGGUUCCCCGUGUCGCCCAUGGCUCGCCGCGCUGAAAGCAGCUGCCGGGACAGCAGCCACCUGAGAUGCUCGUCGUGUGGUUAUGACAGCCCCCAGGGGGUCGGGGACAUGGAGCCCUACUCCCCCGGCUCCUACAGCAGUGAGGACACCAACAAGGCCCUCUCUGAGAACUACCACUCCAGCUCUGAAAGCCACACGUUCUUCUGCAACGAGUGUGACUCCAAGUUCACCGAGGCGGACUCCCUGAAGAGCCACAUGCUCCAGGACCACAGCGACAAGCCCUACAGGUGUGACUGCUGCCAGGCCGCCUUCCGCUACAAGGGCAACCUGGCCAGCCACAAGACGGUCCACACUGGGGCCAAACCGUACCACUGCAACAUCUGUGGUGCGCAGUUCAACCGGCCAGCCAACCUGAAGACCCACACGCGUAUCCACUCAGGAGAGAAGCCGUACAAGUGUGAGACCUGCGGCUCACGCUUCGUACAAGUGGCCCACCUCCGCGCUCACGUGCUGAUCCACACCGGGGAGAAGCCGUACCCCUGUGUGAUCUGUGGCACCCACUUCCGCCACCUCCAGACACUCAAGAGCCACAUGCGCAUCCACACGGGCGAAAAACCCUACCAUUGUGAGAAAUGUGACCUCCACUUCAGACACAAGAGCCAGCUGAGGCUCCACCUGAGGCAGAAACACGGGGCGGUCACCAACACCAAGGCCCCCUACCGCCGCGCCCCCUCUGCCCUGGGGGUCUCUGCCUCCUCCUGAUCCCCGUUACCCCCGCCCCCUGGAAGAUGUUCUAACAAAACGGUGGUCUUAGUAAUCUACAACUGUGUUGUAUUUUCUCUUAAAUGUGAACAAGGUGUUUAAAAAAAAAAAAAAAAAAG
Messenger RNA from Gadus morhua (Atlantic cod), 2703 nucleotides. RefSeq names its product BCL6A transcription repressor b (gene bcl6ab). Bases 602 to 2584 code for a protein of 660 amino acids. The transcript has 9 exons. Gene Ontology annotation, biological process: regulation of transcription by RNA polymerase II. The record is from RefSeq and is a predicted model, not a curated record. Gene Ontology annotation, molecular function: RNA polymerase II cis-regulatory region sequence-specific DNA binding; DNA-binding transcription factor activity, RNA polymerase II-specific; protein binding. Lineage: Eukaryota; Metazoa; Chordata; Actinopteri; Gadiformes; Gadidae.